CGUUGGAAAAUAACCAUGGAUUGGAAAAUUUAAUACAUGUAAAUGGAUUUGUCAACUCGCACUCCUCGGAUGCGGUUCCGGAGUUGCUUAUCGCAGUUAAGCCACCGCCGAUCAAUGAAGCCAUGAUGAUCCCUCGAUACCGUCGCAAUCUUUAUUUCCACAACAUCUCCUUCCACAAACAUCACCACCCAAACGACACUGUCGUCAUAAAUCUCAACCUCAACCAUCUCCCCACAAACAACCGCAAACAUGGCGAACUCCAAAAACUAUGAUCUCAACUGCCUCACUAUAUCCGAACUCCAAGUCCUCGCCGCCGAGCGCAUGGACAAGCAAACCCGCGACUACUACAACGAAGGCGCAGAUUCCGGCUCAACACUAGCAGAAAACAUCUCAGCGUACCAAAAAUACCGCAUCCGGCCGCGGGUCCUGCGCGAUGUCUCUGCCAUCGACACGAGCGUGACUGUAUUCGGUCACAAAACUAGUAUUCCGCUUGGAAUCGCAUCUACAGCUAUGCAAGGCCUUGCGCAUCCCGAUGGCGAGAUAGCCACGGCGCGCGCUGCCAAGAAACUGGAUGUGGUGAUGGGAUUGAGCAGCUUUAGUACGACUAGCUUGGAGGACGUGAAAGGCGCGUUGGGAGAUUGCCCGGGUGCUUUUCAGCUGUAUCUGUUUGAAGAGAGGGCGAAGAGUCAAAAGCUUAUUCAGAGGGCGAAGAAGGCUGGGUAUAAGGCUGUGCUACUGACUGUCGAUACACCGGUGCUGGGAAGGCGGAAUCUGGAGAUUCGGAACCAGUUCAAGUUGCCGAAGCAUUUGAAAGUGGCGAAUUUUGUCUCGGACGCGAAAGAAGAGGAAGGCGAAGAUAAGGGUGCCGAGGCGAUUGAUGAGAGCAAGGAUACGAAAGAGGAUAAUGUUGACGCCACUGGGUCUGAAGGUAGCGGGAAAAGAGCCCCCCCUUCAGGACCCAUCACCUUCCACACACAUGCUGCCAAUCCGACAUUGAACUGGGAACACGACAUCGCGUGGCUCCGAGAGCAAUGCCAUCCCGAAAUGGAAGUCUGGGUAAAAGGCGUUGCGACAGGCGAGGACGCGAUCUUAGCGUGCCACCACGGUGUUGACGGUAUCAUCGUUUCGAACCACGGCGGACGUCAGCUGAACGGUGCGAUGGCAACACUAGACGCUCUUCCGGAAGUAGUCGAAGCUGUCCGAAGCCAGCCUCGUCCUAUCCCCGUCCAUGUUGAUGGCGGUGUUCGACACGGGACGGAUGUGUUCAAGGCACUGGCUCUUGGCGCAGACUUUGUCUGGGUGGGGAGACCGAUCUUAUGGGGCUUGGCGUACAAGGGGCAGGAGGGCGUUGAGCUCUGCCUCAAGCUACUCGGUGAUGAGAUCAAGUUGUGCAUGGGUCUUGCAGGGGCUACAAGCGUCAAGGACAUCAAUAAGGAGUAUCUGGUGAAGUUCGACAGGAGCGGGUUCGUGAGCCGUUUGUAAGAUCGACGAGUUUGUACUUUCUUUCGUCUGAUACUGUAUAAAGCCGAAGUUAUACGUACAUAUUUAUUGACUCACGUCUUUCUCGCCAA
Molecule: messenger RNA, 1571 nt
Organism: Dothidotthia symphoricarpi CBS 119687
Lineage: Eukaryota; Fungi; Ascomycota; Dothideomycetes; Pleosporales; Dothidotthiaceae
Product: FMN-dependent alpha-hydroxy acid dehydrogenase
Exons: 1
Coding region: 250-1482 (410 amino acids)
Molecular function (GO): oxidoreductase activity; FMN binding
Source: RefSeq, a predicted model, not a curated record